GUAGGUUCUCUCCGUAUGAAGAACCAGCCCAAGCACUCUUUCGACAACCGCCAACCGCCACCCGCCACCCGCCAACCGACAACCUCGAUCGCUCUUUCGACAACCUUCGUCCCCUUCUAAGCGUGACUGGACAAGAUGAAGAUCACCAGUUUCUGCUUGCUGCUUCCAUGUACCGCCCUCAUUGUUAUCUUGAACGCACCUGAGUCUUAUGCCAAGAGCCUCAUGCCAGCCGAGCAGUCAAGGAGACAGCACCUUGUUAUGCUCACAAAGAUCAAGAAAGAUGAAAGAGAUGCUGCCUUCCUUGGCCGGCGCCAGGGUGCGCUUCUAGUGGGCGGAAACACCCUUCAGGAGGAGCAGGACGAAGUGUUCGAAGGAUCAGCACAUUCACUCAGUCUCGGUAAAGAUGAAGGAAGCAGCAGUCAGCACCACCAGCCUGGAUCCUUAGCAUCACCCGCGGCCGCCCUAGCCACCGCCAUAUCACAGAGCACGAUUUCUUCCUUUUCUUCUUCUUCAGCAGUAGUAACGACUGAGUCAGUGGACUCGAUGACGCCGCCUCCUUCUUACACACCAAUCUCGACGAGCGUGGACGUCAAGAGCGGCGUGCCGCUCUACAUCCCCGUCGUCGACCCGAGCGCUCAGUCGGGAAGCGUCGAAGUUGCCUACCUCGGUCCGGGUAAUGCCGGCGCAACGCUCUAUGAAGUCAUUAGCAAAGCUUCCGAUCGCACCAUCACGGCCACUUUACGACAGGACGCUACAGACGCAAAGCUUCUCGGCGGUGUCAGGACGGCUACUGUGAACGGCAUCGCAACCCAGGUCUGGGCUGCCGCCUCAUGUGGUUUCAAAGACGGCCUCGACAAGGGCACAAACGCCGCCGCAGGCUACUGUGUCUAUUUCGAGGUCGUCAAUGGCGUCAGCACAACAUUUUCGACCGUAGUCACUCAAAUUACCGCCAUGACCACCAUCUAUCCCACGCCCAGCGCCGUGCAAAAGUCCAUCGCCCACACGGCAUCUGGUGUCGCCGAAAAGGACAUGAACGCCAUCCCUAGCGCGGCAGCACCCGUAUCGUCACCCGUGCUCGUUUGGACGAUGCUCGUCGCCGUCUCGGCCGCCCUCUUUGGAUCCGUUCUCGUCUUGAUCGCCUGAGCGACAGCAAAAAGGCAACUUAUUCUCCGCACAUAAGCUGGACCUUUUCACGCAUCCUUUCUUCCAUAUAGCAUCCAGCCAGCGUCGACCCCUCAAUCGCUUCUGUAGUCCCUCGUAAAGUGUAGAAAAGUGACACUCUCAAGACCAUACCG
Molecule: messenger RNA, 1295 nt
Organism: Acaromyces ingoldii
Lineage: Eukaryota; Fungi; Basidiomycota; Exobasidiomycetes; Exobasidiales; Cryptobasidiaceae
Exons: 4
Coding region: 136-1143 (335 amino acids)
Source: RefSeq, a predicted model, not a curated record